Lymnaea stagnalis (great pond snail) is the source of this 13827-nucleotide messenger RNA. Lineage: Eukaryota; Metazoa; Mollusca; Gastropoda; Lymnaeidae. The record is from the annotation of a GenBank genome assembly.
GUUAUCACAAUGGAUGCCAAACACCAGCAGCUGAUCAAUCACUGUGCAAAUCUCUUAGAUUCUUAUGAUGCAGAUACUACAGGCUUGGAGGAGCAUCUCAAGGAUUAUUUAAAUGCCAACAGGGUGCUUAUUGAAGAGAAUUUACAAAGUGGCCAUCCAUAAAUGAUGUCAUGCUAUUUUGGUUGAUUUUUUUUUACCCUACCCACCCCAACCCCAACUCAAAGUCACAAAUUUGUACAAUAAAUUAAUUGUGACAAAUAAAUAAAUUUGGGAUAUCCCCCCCCCCCCUUUUUGCCCCACACAGACAUUUGACAUUGUUUAUGAAUUUGCCCUAUAUGCAAUUAUUGAAAUACAUAUUGUAGGAUGGCUACAGAUUUAUUUGUGAUGAGAUAAUGAGGCUUGAAGAUUUAAUUAAUGAAUAGGCUUUGCAGCUAGCCAACUGAUUCAAAGCUAAUUACUAAUAUUACUUAUUAGUCAUCUAAUUAAAAAGAAGCUACAACAAUAUAUGUAAGUCUUUAAUAAUGUACAUCCUCAUUUGUAAGUAUUUUAUUAUUAAUUAUCUUUGUGCCCAGGUACAAGAUGAAGAUGAUAAAAUAUUCAUAACUGAAGUGUUUUCUGGAUGUGUUCGACAUGGCCCUAUAAUGAAUUUAGUUGUGGAUGGAUUCUAUGUUCGUGAUGGAAGAUAUAUUUUGAGAUCCCUUCAAAGCAUGUAUAAAGGCAAGUCUGCCUCAUAGUUUCCUUACUAUCAAGCUGUGAAUGUUCUUACAGCUUUUUAUUUGAAAAGUUAUUUAGACUAAAGAUUAACUAUAGAAUAAAGAUUAUUAUAUUUUUUAAAAUUUAAUUAAUGCAAUAUAAAGAUCAUAGAAAUAUUAAUUGAAAUAUUUUAACUAAUUUUGCCUCUAGAGUUAAAAAGUGGAAUUAAUAUUUAUGUAAACCCUAUUUGUAAAAUUAUUUUUAAAAAUAUUUCAGUUCUGGCAUAUUUAGCAUUGUUCAGGCUGGAUGAACUUGGUGUUGCCCAUUACAGAAAAUUUGUUAGCACUUUAGAAAUGAAAUCAGCAUACAAAGUAGGUUUGGCCAAGUAAUUAUUUGUUGUUCAGCUCUGACAAGGUCUCUCUAUCUCCCUUUGGUUAUUUCUUCUUCUUGUAUUUGAGGGCCCACAAACAAUUUAUUGAUCAUUCUGGCUCCUGGUUUGAAUUCAGAGAUUGUCUUCUCUUAAAUGAGUUAAAGGGCUAGCAAGUCCCAUCCACGGGGGGGGGGGGGGGGGGGGGGGUGGUGGGGGGGCUUGGGAUGCUGGCUUUGGUGGGGAUUGAACUCCAGACCACCACCUAUUUGGGAUUAAGUCGGUUUUAAACCGCUCAGCCACCCAGCACCCAGUUGUUGAUAUCAUUCUAACCUCCUCUUGGGGGAUGUUAAAUCUGUAUAAAAAUGUAUUUCUGAAGUAAUUCUACUUAACUAUCAUUGCACUGACACACUAACAGUAGUUAUACCAAUUUUCCAUGUUACAGUUUCUCAACUUUUUCUUUGAUGAAAAAAAUCUGGUCACGUGGAUGAAAGAUGGAUGGAAUUCAGUUUACGAGCCUUCUUAUGUUCAAACCAGCUUAUUGUCUCCAAUACUGAGGUAUGUUUUACAAUAAUUAAUGUUGUUUUCUUAUCACUGUUAAGAAUUUCAAUGAAUUAGAAUUAUUUUCCAAGGCAAAUGCAAUCUGAAUUAUUUAUCUCUUUGUCUUUAAAAUAAUAUUGAAUAAUUUAGCAAAGAAACUCAACUUAUUAUUAAAAUUUGAAAAAUAUGUUGAAAUUUAUUAUUUAUAUAUUGUUUAAAAAGAGGUUAUUUGAAAUUAAACAAGGAAAGUAUAAAGCUAUUAUACAUAAUAAUUGAAGGCAUAUGCUAUCUAUAUUAAGGCCUAUUUAAGAAAAAACAAAAAACUGAGUAUGUAGUAAGGCUAUUAUGUUUUAUGUUGUUUUCUAUUAAAAACUUAUUAAGUCUGUUUUCUAGCUUUUUUAAAAAUUCGUUCAUGUAAUUGUAGGUGGUUGCCAGAGCUUACUGAUUUGGUCAAGCUGAUGAAAAACAGGAUAGAAAAUAAGCUUAAGCCAAAGAAAUCAACAAUACCAGCAACAGGUUUGACAGUGAUUUCUUUCAAGUGCAAAAAUGUAUGUGUAUCUCCAAUAAAGUGCAAUUGUAUAUCCCCUGAGAUUUGAAUAUUGUCCACAUCGCAGCUUUAAACUGUGAUUCAUUCUGUUGAUCACUUAUAACUAAUAUGUUGGAGCUGUCAUUUUUCACAUGCCCCACAUUUUGGUCCAAAAUUAUAUUUCCUGCAAAACAAAAUAGGUCAGAGCUAAUGAUGUUAAAUGUUAUACUCUACAUUAGGGGUCUCCAAACUUUUCAGCUCGAGGGCUGCAUUAACUAACAAACAGCAGUUCGGGGGCCGACUACACACUUGAGGUCCAAAUAAAAAAAGAAUCAAAACAUGGAUGUUGUUUUUAAUUACACAGAUGUAUGUUGUUCCAAAGAUUGAAAGGUACAUUGAAGCAAUUUUUUUUUAAAAUUAGGAAAGUCUUCCUUGGGCGAAAACUGGUUAAAAACUCACCAGUCCUUCUUUGAACUUCUCCCUAAGGAGGUCAUUUGCUUGUAACUCAAUGACCUCCAGCUGCAUUUCAUCUGGGCAACUGGCCACAUCUUCUUCAAAUGGGUUUUGAAACAGUCUCACUUCUUCUGCCUUUAAAUUUAAGUCAGAAAACCGCUGCUGAAACUGCUGCUGGGGGGUCUUUGAUGAUCUCGCAUGCAAAUGACGUGGAGAACUCCGCAGUUGCUUCAGCCUUGAAGCCCUUGCACUGCUGAAAGGGCGUCAAGUUGUUGGUCUGCACUUGUUCAAAAAACAAGACGAAUUUGGAUCUUAUGUCCUCUAGGUGGGUGUAUAGAUCAGAAACUAGAUUUUCAUCUCCUUCUAGUUUUAGGUUCAGAAAAUUUAAAUGACUAUAUAUAUAUAUAGUUAUGUCUGCAGCAAAGGCUAAUUUCCAUACCCACUCUUCAUCAGACAAUAUUGGCUGUGGCUUGCCUUUACUAUCCAGGAAGUCACCUAUUUACUUUCUUAAUUUAAAUACUCUGGUUAGAAUUUUAUCACAACUUAGCCAUCUUACCUCUGUGUAAUAUGGUAAAUAUUGCGACUUUGUGUCAGUAUUUUUCAAGAAGUUUCUGAACUGUCUAUGGUUGCGCCAAUGUGGCCUUAUUAAAUUAACCCUCUUCACCACAGGAUUCAGUACACUGCUAAUGUCCAUAUAUUUAGCACACAAAGCUUGCUGGUGAAUAAUACAAUGCAGGAACAUUGGUUAUAGAAUGUUUUUCUUAUUACACAUCUGCUUCACUUGUCCAACCAAGCCUUUCUUCAUGCUACUCAUGUUAUUUCCUCCGUCAACAGUCAGGCAACUGAGGUUAGUCCAAUCAAUGUUAUAAUCAGCAAAUGUUUUUUUCAACUCAUUUAAUUUAGUGUCUCUGGUAACAGUGCCGUACAAGCAAUGUAGGGAAGCCAUCUCUUGUGUUAUGUUCAUGUCUUCAUCGACACCUCUAAUGAACACAAGCAGUUGAGAGGUGGAACAGCUGUCCAGCGAUUCAUCCAUUGCAAUUAAAACUUGGCGAAACUUGCUUGCAUUUUUCACUAUUUGAGACACAAUGUUUUCACCCAUGUCUGCAACAGGGCGGGCAAAUCUCUGCCAUUAGAUAGCGUUAUAUCAUCUCAUUGAUUUUGAACAGAAGUAGAAAAAGUAAACAGCAAAAAAAGGUUUUGCAAUGUAGUGAUCGGUUAGAAAACACAACGCACUACUACCCGCCUCUAUUUUAAUUCGGUAAAAACGAAACGUCCACUUAAGUGGUGGCUGAUCUUGGCAGGAUAAAAGCAGGGCUGCCACUCAAUUUUUUUUUAAUUCCCAAGAUUUGGUCAAACUAUUUCCCAAGAUUUCCCAAGAUCAUGAUAAUAUAUAAGAGUUUUUUUUAAAAUGGAAAUUAUCUUGGGAAUUUUUUUUUAAACGUGAGUUUUUGUCCUGGAUGGGGUAGUGAAUUCCCAAGAUCUUGGGCAAUUUCCCAAGGUGUGGCAGCCCUGGAUACAAGUAAUUUUUUUCCGUAGACAAAAAGGUCUCCACGGGCCGCUUGAGAGGGCCUCAUGGGCCGUUGUUUGGAGACCCCUGCUCUACAUUAUAAAUUUUAGUGUAUGAAUAAAUUAUUUUUAUGUGUGACGCUUUUAAGUACUUCACUUAAUUUACUUCUCGCUCUGAUGCAAACAUCAAAAUUUGAAAACUUGUGGCAGUUUUUAAUACCACAGGUUUCUUUUAACUAUGCAAAACAACUGACCGAGUUGUGCCUAUUUUCUAUAUUUAACACAAACUUUUGUGAAAUUCUUUCAGAUGUGAAGCCAUUCAAUCUGACCAAACCAAGACCAAGAAGCAUUCCAAUCCCAGAUAAAGUAGAGAUCCUAUAAUCAAUGUUUUAGAAAAUAUUUGGAUAAUUUUUUUAAAAUAGUUUCUUAUAAAUUUAUAUCGAUAUCAAUGUUAAAUUUAAAGAUGGCACCUUUAAUUUUUAACACUUAAACAUUUGUUUCCAGAUCCCACAGUUGAAGAAAUCAAAUCCAAUUCCUGCCUCCUUAUAUAAUCCUCCCAUAGAUCAAGAAGAAAUUGCUAGACAAAGAAUAGAAAAUAGAAGGAAAGCUGAGGUUUGAAUUCUAUUGUUAUUUAAAAGUAAAAUUUUCUAGUCUGACUCGUUAAGCUCAAAAUGUAUUAUCAUUAUUUUUAUAUUCUGAAAAUUCUCAUAAAAAAAAAUACUUUGCACCUUGGCCAAUCAUAAGAGCAACCACAACUAUUUGUAUUCUUAAAUUUUUUUAAAUACUACUCCUCACAGGAACGCUUGAUGGAAGCCUCAAAGAUUCAGUUUUCUUGUGCUAAUCCAGAGAAAUCUGAUAAAACUAAGCACAUUCUACAGAACAUAGCCAUAGAAGAGAUGGCUAAAACUGAGGUCACAACUGUCAAAGCCAGACCUCUCCCAGAUUUUGUAAGUUAUACCAAAAUAUUCAUUUACAGACAACUUGCCACAAAAAGUAUUUCCCAUUGAAAUAUAGGUCUCUGAACUGUAAAUAAUGAUGAUAAUAUAAUUAUAAUUGGAAAUAUUUAGAUUGCAGUAUACUUAAGACAUGAUGUUUAUAUCACUACUUAAUAAUUUUUUGUCUUCAGAAAAAAGAGGCUGUUCCAGUGAAAAUGACAGCAGCAACCAUAAUGAGGGAGGGCUUAUUGUAUCAGAAGCUAGAAAAUGAAAUCAUGGAGAAGUAGGUCACUCCCAUUGAAUGUAUAUUAUCAUAAUCUUUCUAAAAUAUGAUUUAUAGAGAUCUCUCUUAUAUGCUGCUAAAUUCUGAUAGGCCUUUUGCCUGAAUGAAAUAAUAAUCCAGGAUUUUCCCCAAUAACAUAACCAAGUUAAUCUGAUUUCAAAAGUGUCCUUUUUCUGACUUUGUUUAUUCUUUUUCAUAUAAUCUUCUUAACAUUUAAUUGGCAUAUAAUACUUUUGCUAACUCAACUUUUAUUGUGCAGACUUCGUCGGCUUGAAGCCGGUGCUUAUGAUGCUAGUGAUUUCAACAAAUGGCAGUCAGAGAUGAGACAACGAGAUCUUGAAGCUCAACUCAUGGCCAUUGAGGAGAGGAGACUGCUGGGAAAACUGAGUCAUGAAGAGGCAAUCUAUGCCCGCAAAAAUCUAAUGGCAGAGAAUCAAACGCGAGUUAAAAAUAUAAAAAAAGAAGUAAGUUUUUUUUAAAAUAUUUUUAUUAGGGCCUGCUUCAGUGGGCUAUUUUCAAAUAGUUGAAAAAGAGUCUUUUAGUGCUGUAAAUGUAAUGGAAGAAACUAGCAAAAUAUACAAUAUUACAAGACACAACUCUGUCACAAAUUACAUUUCAGUUGCUUUGCACAGUUUUGAGUCACUGAUAGUUGUGAACUAUUUGUGAAUUUAUGUUUUUAAAACAAACGAAAUUAUUGGAAAACAAUUUUAUUCUUUCUAGAAGUAGUUUAAUUAAAUUUCAUUCCUUUUAAAAAAACAAAACAUAGCUAUGAUUAAAGUAAAAUUGAUUCACAAAUUUAAAGUAACUGCUGCAUUUAUUAAUUAUUUUUACUCCUUUAGACAGCCGCCAUGAUGAAAGAAUUCCUGGAUAAAAAGUUCCAGGAAGAAAAAGAAAUGAAGUAAAUAUUAUGUUGUUUUAUUUAAAAUUAUAUCUGAAAGAAUUUAAGACUGGCAACUUAAAUUGCUGAUAAUUUAAAAAGUUGUGUGGAUUUAUUUUCACAUUUUCAUUAUGUUUAAUGCAUUUCCAAUGCCAUUUUUAAACAUAUUGUCAGAACUUUAGUUGAAAACACAAUGGCCAGCCACAAAAAUGCCAAAGAAGCAAAAGAGAAGUUAAAAGCUUACAAACGUAAAAUUGGUAAGUCAAUAUCUAUUCAUCCCUGUACACUUCAGGUAAUACUGCUAAUAAAACUUAAAUUUCUCUCUUGUUGCAAAAUAAAUGUGUAUAAACUAUUUGUUUAGGUUUUAUUAUAAUGCUUGUGUAGGACUCUUCUGUUAAAUGUUAGCUAUUGCUGUCCAAAUAAAUAGAAACUUAUUCUUCUAUGAUAGAUUUAAAGGCUGUUUAAUAUUUAACUCUUAGUUGUCCUUUUCAAGUCUCAAUUAGCCAGCACCAAGAAAAUUCUUACCAAUAAUUAAUUCAAAGUGUUUUCUUUAUGAUGUAUAUUAUGUUGGUUUCAACAGUUCAGGAAGUACAUGAAGAAAGCAGAGAACUCAUGAAACAAGCUCUUGAAGAGGUAAACAAUGGGGGGGGGUGGGGAUGGGGAAUCUGAAAUCAGAUUUAUACUAAAAAUGUAUUCAUGUUUCUGAAAGUUAGAAAAUCUAUAUUUGGGUGCUGAGCAACAUUUACAACAUGAUCUUGCUUAAUAAUAUAUUUGUUCGUAUUGAAUGAUUACAAUUGACCCUAUAUAUUGCAACUGUUUUGUUAUCAUCCCCAGGCUGAAGAUGAAAUGCGUGCCAAGAUGGAACUGAUCCAACAGAUUAGGGUCAUGGAAUCGAUGCCUGUCAGUCGAUUUAAAGUGCUGGAUCUGACAUCAACGUCAGGAGCAGGGCUUUUAGGAGAGAUGAGCAUUCUGGAGGUAUUCUUUUGCCUUAGGUUGAAUAUAGUGGACUUCAGACAUUCAGUUGCUGUCUGUCUAGUUAUGUUCAAAAUGUUUCUGUUUGUGAUUUAGUUAAGUUUAUUUUGCCAUGUCUGAUAAAGUUUAUAUUACACAUAUUGUAUUUUUUAAAUAUUUUCUUAACUUACACAGUAUUAACUAAAGCAGGAUUAGUUUAAAAUUCAGAUGAAUUUUUAAAAAUGUAACUGUUUUAGAAAAAUAUCAUGUUUGAAUAUAAUGUAAACUUCUAAUAACCUUUAAUAACCUUUACAAAAUCCACCAUAAUGAAAUAAAAGUAUAUUUAUUGACCUAGUUAUCCCUCUUGUCCCAAUCCUUUGUAGUUUAUGAUUCAUUAACAACAAUCUUCCUGUUCAAUAGCCAGUGGCGUAGCGAGGGUGUUUGGCGCCCGGGGACAAGAUUCGCGCCCGGGGACAAGAUCCAUUUUUAGCACCCCUUUUUCUUUUUUUCAACUCUCAAGCCCAUUAUUUUCAUCAAUAAAAUAAUAUCAAAGCACAUUUUGGCGCCCCUAACUAGCUGGCGCCCAGGGACAUCUGUCCCCCCCUGCCCCCACCACGCUACGCCUCUGUCAAUAGCUACUAGAUAAAUAAGGGGCAUAUGCCUUGACAAACUACAAUGCAUAAUUUAUAUCAGAAAAUAAUCACAGCCAUGAUGCAGUACAACAUACAUUUUAAAAAAGCACAAUAUUAUUAACCUUAUGAUGCUCACCCUAGAUUUAUUGUUUGACCUUUCCAGCUGAGAGAAAGACUUGCCCUCUUGAAAGCUCAGAAUAAGGAAGAUGAAGAAAUCAGGAGAGACAACAUUCUCAAUGCCAAACAGGUAAACUAGGUCCAUGGAAACAAAACAAAAGUAGGUUGUCAUUGACAAAUGAGUCAUUUCCUCUGAUCUCAAGUAGAAAACUGAGCAAGAUUCAUUCAAUUUAGAUAAUUCAGCCUGAUAUAACUGCUAAUAUUAUCAGGCUUUUUUUUUUUUUUUUUUUUUUUUUUUUUUUUUUUGGCCAUUUUUUUUUUUUUUUUUUAACUUAGGUAUUUUAAAAUUUAAAUUAACUGAGAGUUUGGUUAACCUAAUUGUUUUUUUUUUUAUUUUUUUUUUUUUUUUUUUUUUUUUUUUUUGUUUUUUUUUUUUUUUUUUUUUUUUUUUGCUUCUUAUGGACACUUGAUUCUAUUUUAUUCAAACUAGGUACUGUAAAAUUUAAAUUAACUGAUGAGUAGUGUAACCUAAUUGUUUUUUCUUGUAAUUUGUUUUCUCUUAAUUAAUGCUUAACAAUACUUGUCAUUUACAAAAAUAGAGUGGUGGGGCAGUGACAGUAAGGUGGCUGCUGUGAAUUUUAAUUGAUAUCUACUUUGUAAAAGUUUCUCAUUUAAUCCAGUUAAAAUGAAACCUGUUGAUUUUUAAAUUUUAUACAUUUAGGCUGCAUUUUUUAACAUUUUUAUUUCCCUCAGGCCAAAGCUGAAUUUUUAUCUGAUACCCUGGACAUGAUUGCCAAGCAUAGAUCUGAGCAGACAAGAGGUGCUGCUCUAAAGUGAGUUGAUUUUCUUAGUAUUCUCAAUUAUGCAACGCAUUUUGUAUGAAAUCUUACACACCCAUUUGGUGGAAUGUGUAUAGCUUUUUGAUGGAAGGUAGACACACAAAAUGUGUAUAGAUUUUGGAUAAAAUGUGUUGGAAGGGUGGAAUCUCUACAGAUGUCGAUGCAAGGUACAGGGGAUCCUCGGAUUAUGUUGUACGCAAAUUAUGGCAUUUCGCUGUUGUGUUGCCAUUAAUUAAUUUCUGAAGUUUAUUAGAUAUAUUUAUUUACCCUUGAAAGUAUGUGGUCCUUGUAUUUUUUGUUUAAUUUACCACAGAAGUCAAGGUCAGGAAUUGCUACUUUUUUUUAUUUUUUAACUGUUUCACUUCAAUACUGCUGUGUAUGUUCUCCAUGUGUUUAUUUUUAUUUAUUUACCACAGGAUUAAAGCUCAGGAAUUGUUAUCUUUUUUAAUUUAUAUUUUUAUCUUUACUGUUUCAUUUCAUUACUGUGCUGUGUAUGUGCUCUACAUGAGUGAUGUAGGUGCUUGUAUAGGUGGGUUCCAGCCUUCGACAAAAAUCGCUUUGCGGCGCACCAUAGGAACGGACCUCCGACCCUAAGUCGAGCACCCCCUGUUUACAGCUGUUGGGUGGAAUUUGUAUAGCUGUUGGUUGUAUAUUAUAGCUGUUGGUUGCAUGUAGCUUUUGGUUGCAUAUAUUGGGUGAAGUGUGAACAAUUUAUGGGCCUACUUCAUUGACUUGGAUAAUAAAUGAAGGACGCGUUCAGGCUGUGUGAAUGAAAUAAAAGAGCAAGGUAUGUGGAAGCUUGAAGUAGAAAAACAGGACAAUAAAAGAAGAAUGUUUCGGCUAAGAGCCGACGGGACAAAUGAAAAAAUAACAAGUAUUUCUAUUUCAGUUUGCACAUUCCUUGUUUUUCUAUUUACUACAUUGACCUGCAGAGUUAUGUAAAUCGUUCAGAAGGUAAAAGGUUCAGAAAAAUUAAUGCCCCGCUUUCAACUUGAAAUAAUUUAUUAGCGCUCUUUUUUUAACUUCAAAACUCUAAAGCCGGCAGCAGUAUCAAUUAUUUAAAAGCAAUAUUUUUCUUUUGAGUAAUUUUAUCAAAAUAUAUUGUCAUAAUUAAUGAUCAGAAAUACACCCAUAAGUUCAUGGAUUGAUGAACCAUUUAAUAUUCAUCCAUCAAAAAGAAAUGUAUCAUUUUCAUUCUCUUUAAUCGAUUCCCUGCUUUAAAGUUGCCAAGAAUAAUAGAAAUUUUCUUCUUUUUUUUUUGAAUAAAAAGUCAAUUCCAUUUGUUAAAAAUUAAAAUUACCAACAAGAGUAGUUGAAAUCUUUUGUUCUCUGGCUAUAUCUGAGGUAUUUGCUAAAUUUCAGAUAUUAUUUGCACUAUCUCAAACAUUGUUUGCUUAAUAUAAGAUGUUAUUUGCUUGAUCUCAGAUGCAAUUUUAUUAUUCUCAGAUGUUAUUGGCCUAACCUCAGAUAUUAUUGGCUUAAUCUCAGAUGUUAUUGGCCUAAUCUCAGAUGUUAUUGGCUUAAUCUCAGAUGUUAUUGGCUUAAUCUCAGAUGUUAUCGGCUUAAUCUCAGAUGUUAUUGGCCUAAUCUCAGAUGUUAUUGGCUUAAUCUCAGAUGUUAUUGGCCUAAUCUCAGAUGUUAUUCUCUUAAUCUCAGAUGUUAUUGGCAUAAUCUCAGAUGUUAUUGGCUUAAUCUCAAAUGUUAUUUGCCUAAUCUCAGAUGUUAUUUCCUUAAUCUUAGAUGUUAUUGGCUUAAUCUUAGAUGUUAUUGGCUUAAUCUUAGAUGCUAUUUGCUUAAUCUCAGAUGUUAUUCAUUUGAUUAGACUUGAAGCCAGCAAGAAACCCAAGACGGGAGCAGGACAGUUUAAGAGUUUGGCCCUGGCUGAGCUGGAGAGGAAAGUGGAGGAAAGAAGAUCAGCUCGGCUCCAAGAACAGCGACCACAGGCUCCCACAUCAUCAGCAGCCAAAAAGAAAAUUAGCUUUGUUUCACAAAAGGUCUGGGCUCAAAUGUAUCAGUGCGAUGUCACUGAGGCAAAUUAAAAAUUAUGCUCUAUGGCAGUGGUUCCCAAAGUUGGUGUUUUUUGCUGCAUUUUUCGGUCUUUAGUUUCACCAGCAUCCCCAAUACACUUCUACACCUCCAAAUCUUAUGAAAACUAUUUUCAAUGGGGCAUAGUUUAUAAUCCAGUGAAGAAAAUAAUUAUUUUAAAGCUUUAAAAAGAAGCUUAUCCAAUUCUACAUAUAAGUUGAAUUGAGACUUACUUUUUUUUGUUGUUUUUUUUAAACUUUUAUUUAAUUAAAUGAUUAAGCUCCUUAUUCAACAUUCUAAAAGUUAGGAAAGAUGAGGCUUAGUGCUACAAAAAUAAAUAUGUCCAUAAAAUAAAUUCAUCAUUCUGUAAGUAUGGAUGGGCUGCCAUGCAGCAGUUUCCUAUAGUCACUCAGCUAUGUAAUAUAAUGGGUAAUGUAUUUCCUUUAAUCAGGAUAAUUUGUAUUGCCUCAUAAAAAAACUCUGUUCCACUUACAAUAAGAUAUAAUAAAAAGAAGCAAACUUCCAGUAUAUUGUCUCCCUUAUCAAGUCAUUUUGGUUUCCCUUUUUUCUUUAAUACAUACUUGUAUACAACAAAUCUUGGAGUAAACAUCCAUCAUUAUAUAGCAAAAUGAGUUGGUAGGAAAUAAUUUGUAUCUGUGAAAGUGGACACAUAUUCUGGUUUCUGGUAUACACUGCUACUUCCAUAAUCCUUAACAUUUUAUCUCCAUGUCGAUUGUGUUGCAUCAGUCCUUUUUAUAAAUGAGUUAAGUUCUUGAUUGGCUCACAUAUUUUUUCCACUUUUCUGAGUGCAGUCAAACUAUCUUGUAACAAAUCCUAUCCGGACUCACGUGUUGGGAAAAGUCUUGCCUUGAAACAACCUUAACCCUCCCAGCAAAUCUCUUACUGUAAACCUGUUUCUUAAGCAUACCAAAGUCCAAUUUUGGGAACCACUGACUGUUUUAAAAUGACCCAGAAAUGGAUCAGUCAAAAUGUAAUGUUAUCUGGUCUAACAAUAAAUUAUGGAAGCAAUGUCUUUAUCAAUCCAGGCAGUGACAGAUUAAAUUCAUUCUCACACACAGAAGAAGAAUCUUAGAAAUCAGUUGUUUUUUUCUAGCUUGUAUCAAUCAAUCUGAUUGGCCAAAACAAUUGUCAAGAGAAAAGAGAAUCUUUGAAAAUAGAAACAAAAUCAGACUGUUUUUUUCUCUAAUUUUUCUAAAUGUAAAAAAAAAAAAAACCCAAAUAAAACACCAAAACAGUACCAGCAAAAUUUUUAAAUUCUUUUUUUUUUUUUUAAGCUGGAUGUUUAAAAUAUUUCCUUUAACUAUUUUCAACUUUCCAAGUGUUUUUGUUUCUUGUUUGACAAACACUUAGACAUUUCUUUUGUAUUAUUUGUCAGUUCAGACGGUUAAAAUGAAAAUAGUUUUUACAUUUUUUGUUUGAGGUUGAGUCCUUAUGUUCAAAUGUUAUGUGAAUACAUGGGUAUUGAUGUCUUCCUUUCAAAAUAAAAAGGUGAUUUUGCAUUUAGCCUAAUUUUAUGUUUAGUAAGAAAUAGUAAUGAGAAAAUUGCUUUGCAGUGAAAUUAAGUAAGUGUUUAAAAAAAAUAUAUAAAAUCUGUCAAUAGAAUAAUUCAUGUGAGGAUCAUUUAAUGAGAUCUCUGCCAAACGUUUUUAAACCUUUUAGAUGAAGUUGUUAACAAAAUAUUUAAUGACAAAAAACAGACAAUUUUUUUAUUUUUGUCGUAGCUGUAUAUAAAUUAUUUUAUGCUUGCUUUAUUCCUUACAAUUCAAUACAUUUGUUUUGCAGAAAAAUUUAGAGGAAAGGAGAUGGAAAGAACUGGAACAAACACAGGAGAGGGCAGCCAUGUUGUUUUCAAAAGGUCAGACGGUUUCGGCCGCCUCUCAAAGACUCACUGUCAGCACUAUAUAAAUGUUGCAUUGCUUUCUAUACCAUUGUGAUAUAUUCCCUUAUGUAAAAAAUUUCCUUCGGGGCCACACAGAGAGUGAUCAAUAUUUUAUUUAACAUUCUUAACUCUUCAAGUCUGUUGCUAUGUCAUAACUAUUCUAUUUCUUGAGCAUUCAUGAAAUGUGUAGAUCUUAGAAACCAUGGCUUAAAUAUAAUAAAUUAUUUUUAAUCACUUUGGCUUGAGUUCAAAAGUCCUGUAAAAACAAGAGCAAUGAUUUUCAACUAAGACAACAUUAAUUAAUUGUUUACAUAAAAAAUUCAAGGUAUAGAAGUCAGAAGAAAUGAUAAUGAGAAAGAGCUGUUCAAUUUAUUUUCUGCCUGUGUUUAAACUGACAAAUUGACCUGAAACUUAAGUUCGCUGGAGUUAAAAAUAUAAACAUCUGAUGUUUUAUUAUAGUAUCUUACUUAAUUAUCUACCACGUAAUUUUUCAUUAUGAGAAAUAUUCAAAAAAUUUCCAGCGGUUUUUCCAAGCUGCAUAAUUAUUUGGAAUCUCAGCUUUUGGUAUUCUUGAAUUACAAUUCGGUCCAUACAAAUUAUUGUUAUUUAUUAACAGUAUUACAUUUUCUAAUUUAUACUAUUAAAAUAAUAUGCUAUUUUUAGAUAGGUGCAACAAAAGAUGUCAAUUUUUUUCUUAAAGUCUUUAAUUCCUUUUUAUUUUUUUAAAUUUGUAAAAUCCCCUUAAGGAAAUUAAUAACUCGAAGCCCUUGUCCCACAAUAAGACUUCUCCAUCCCAAAUUAUGUCAAUUGACACACCAUGCUAUUUUCUUGGUGCUUGUCAAGAUAAACAGAAAGCUGAAGAAAUUUACUUGGUUCUAUUUCCACAAGAAUUUUCAUCAGAUAAACCAUUACAAAAAUAAAGUCACAUGCCAUCAAAAAGUUCUCUAAUAUGUCAGACAUUGCUUCAGAUAAUUGUAGAUCAGUACCCUAUGUGGAACUAAAUUUUCUUUUUAAAAAAAACAACAUAUUUUGUGAUAAUUCUUUCUUAAAUUAUCAAGGCAUGUAUAAUUUAACUUAAUACCAAUGUUUCUAUACUUUGAUGAAAUUGUACAAUUUUGUUUUUCUUGUGUAUGUACAGAAAAGUAAAUUUUGUAUGAAUUUAUUGUUUGAAAUAAAAUUUAAU